Molecule: messenger RNA, 761 nt
Organism: Amoebophrya sp. A25
Lineage: Eukaryota; Dinophyceae; Syndiniales; Amoebophryaceae
Source: the annotation of a GenBank genome assembly
AUGCUUGACAAUGUUACAACGCCACCUGGACCUGGAGAGAUGGUUAUAGCGACCGGCGCAUACUCGUCGUCCUCUGUUGUACAAAAACACGCAGCAGAUGGCGUCGCAUCUACUAGCGACGAGGAGGAAAAUAAUUCCGCGAUGCAAAAGCGCAGAAAGGUCGAAAUCGAUCCCACCAGUAUUACUCCUUCAAUUUGCGGCGUCUCUGACCGCAUCAUGACGGUCGAGCCAGAAGUUUACUCCGAGAUUCUCAGCGUCGACAUGGCCACAGAGGGCAUUGCGGUCAAUGACCAAGUAAGCAGUACAAGCGGCGACAACCAAAAGAAGAAGGAAGAGAAGACCACGCUGUGCUAUCGUCCGACGAUGAAUUUAAGGACCUUUUCGAACUAGAUCAAAUGAAUCCCGCAGCUUAGUAAUGGUAAAACUUCUUCAACCUUUCAUCUAUUUGGACUUUGUUAGGCUUCCUUAGGCAGUAGCUUCUUGAUUUGAUUCGUAUGAAGAGAUGUCUGGAUUCGUAUGAAGAGAUGUCUUGAUUCGUAUGAAGUGAUGUCUUCCUAAAGAUGAACUAUAUAGGGAUCGCCCAUGGCUAGUAGGCACGAAGGCACUUGACGUCGUGUAACAAGAAGUAACACAUAGAGACUUCUAGUCAUUCUAAUCUCUACUGCCCCGAUGAUUCCCAUUCCGAUUUUCUCGCGUUAUGCAUUGAAAGAACAAGGUGAAGCUGAGGAGAUAUUCAUGGGAAAGUCAGUUUACAUUCCAUG